Messenger RNA from Bombina bombina (fire-bellied toad), 1167 nucleotides. Its product is annotated as olfactory receptor 1361-like. The record is from RefSeq and is a predicted model, not a curated record. Gene Ontology annotation, biological process: G protein-coupled receptor signaling pathway. Gene Ontology annotation, cellular component: membrane. Gene Ontology annotation, molecular function: olfactory receptor activity; G protein-coupled receptor activity. Bases 1 to 1167 code for a protein of 388 amino acids. The transcript has 4 exons. Lineage: Eukaryota; Metazoa; Chordata; Amphibia; Anura; Bombinatoridae.
AUGGAGGUGCGGAAGAUGGAAGCCACAUUCUACAGGACUCCUGAACAAAGUAAAAUAAAAAAGCAAUUUUACAUGGAUUUAUCACACCAGAAUGCAAAAAAUAUUGCAACAGAAAUACAUCAACAAAACCAAACAGUAGUCAAAGAAUUUCUGCUUCUUGGAUUAGGAAACCUACACAACUUCAAGACCCUAUUUUUUAUGUUGUUUCUGCUUCUCUAUAUUGCAACAUUAUUUGGAAAUAUGCUGGUUAUUUUCCUAGUUGUGACCUGCCAGAGUCUUCACUUCCCUAUGUAUUUCUUCCUCGGCAACUUGUCUUUAUCUGAAAUUCUAUUCACCACAAAUAUUGUACCAAAUAUGCUACGUCUUGUUUUACUAGGAGGAGGCACCAUGUCUGUUACUAGUUGCCUUAUCCAAUUCUAUCUGUUAGGUGUCCCAACCGUCGCCCAGUGUUUGCUUCUGGCUGCAAUGUCAUUGGAUCGCUAUCUCGCCAUUUGCCAUCCAUUGCAUUAUAUGUCCAUCAUGACCUUCAAACUUCAGCUACAAAUUGUCACCAUUUGUUGGCUGUUGGGAUUUGUGAUGACAUUUGUCAUAUAUAUUUUCUUAACCAGGUUACAAUUCUGUAACUCCAAUGUAAUUCCCCAUUUUUAUUGUGAUAUUGCCCCACUGCUAGAGCUUUCUUGCUCAGAUACUUUCACUUUGAGUGUGAUCACAUCUGUGGGUUCUUUUACUAUAGUUGUUUCACCAUGUUUUUUUAUCAUUGUAACUUAUAUCUCCAUCUUUAUUAACAUUCUCAAGAUCCCAACUGCUAGUGGGAGACAAAAAACAUUUUCUACGUGCAGUUCUCACUUGACAAUAGUGUGCACUUAUUAUGGCACACUUACAACAAUUUAUAUAGUCCCAUCAAAUGAUCAUUCAAUAAAUGCUAACCGAGGUCUGUCCUUACUUUAUACCUCAGUAACCCCACUGGUUAACCCAAUUAUAUACAGUCUACGAAAUCAAAGUAUGAAGAGAGCAAUACACACGUGUGUCCAAGAUUUUAGAAAAUGGCUAAGAGUUUUAAGCAGAAUGGCUACGCCCCUCUUCCUGCCUACACUUGGCGUAAAAACCACUUCACCUACCCAGGAAGAUUUUAACUUUAGGGAUUCUUCUGCAUUUAAGUGUGUCUAA